AUGAACACCACCCAGGCUUCUAUCACCGAUGUUCUGCGGAACGUAAAAGGAGACCCGGUUACUGUAAUUCUUAUUGGUUUUGUGGCUCUGAUUUUAGUGUAUACUACAUUACUUCCAUUUUAUUUGCGGAUUAAUAAAGUUAAUAAGGAGCGGGAUAAAAAAACCCUCUUCUUCCCUAUCACGAAUCACUUCUGUUUUAUGGUCAAAGCUUCCUAUUUCUUAUUUGUGAUCCUUCUUAUUGAUUCCACACUUCUUAUGAAAUUUCCCCAGGCAGUGAUCCAAUUUGAUGUCUCAUUGCAAAUACUUAUGCUUUUCCUGUUCUACGUGCUUUAUAUCUGCAUGCAAGCCUUCCACUUGUUGAUAUUUUUCCUAUCUAUUGGACUAUGAUAACAAUGAUGACAUCGAUAAAGCAUCUUCCCGUGUGAAUUUGGGAUUUGGGAUCACUUGUCUAGUGCUCAGUGUGUUUAUAUUUGUCUCUGCAAUUCUCUACAUCCCAAUUAUGCUUAGUGUUCGAAAGCAGUCGAAUCUGAAAACUUUCAAGAAGGAUAGGCCGCAGACUUAUAUAUUCUGGCAGACAAUGGUUGUGUUGAUUUUCAAGUCCACCUAUAUCCCAUUCUUCAUUGCCUCAAUGCGUGGCGGUGAGUUCUCCAUGAGCACUUUCAUUCACUUUAUUUUACUAUCCGACUUUGUCACAAUGCCACUGAUCAUUCAAGUAUCAUAUUUGGCCUGCAAUAAGCGAAACUCGAAUAUGUUGUGUUCUUCACUCAGAUUCCAACAGUUUAUGAGAAAUAGUGUCUAUGUCAGUUCAUCGGUACGGCCCGCGAACGCUGUUGAAAUUAUUUCAAGUCAAGUUUCUCAGGCAUAA
Messenger RNA from Caenorhabditis elegans, 865 nucleotides. The record is from the annotation of a RefSeq genome assembly. NCBI's taxonomy places the organism in Eukaryota, Metazoa, Nematoda, Chromadorea, Rhabditida, Rhabditidae.